AUGGCAGCAAAGAAAGAUGCCAUCGCAGCUGCCAAGCUCGCUAUCGAAACCUGUUCUGCGACACAGCUCGCUCUGAAAAAGGAUGACCUGUCCAGCACACACACUCUUGAUGCACCGCUGGCGACUAUCCAUAAUGACCUCAGGUCAAUUCUGUCUAUGCUUCACCACUCUACGACCAAACUUGCUCUCGCCAUGUCGCAGCAGGAGCACUCUGCCACUCUGUCUCCGCUGAAGGACAUCACCGUCCAGAUCCCGACGCUCCUGCACUGUGUGUCCCUCUUCGACGCGAAUGUAGUCGGGAGGACCCUUGCACAGGAAGUGAGGAUUGUCGCUACCGACGUGACAGUUUCUACCGCCGCUCUUUUGCAUUCCUUCGUCAAGGGCGAAGGCCCCGCCAGUGCGGGGUCGGACUCGAAGGAGUAUCUCUUCCGGACGGGGUCCGUACAUGAGAUCAUCGACGCUGCGCGGGGCGUGCAGGGAAUAUCUGUUGAUAACAUUGCCGCUGUAAAGAAGAAGUGGGUGGGAAAUCAGGCGCCGUUAGAGGACGGCAUCAAGGAACUGGCAGAGAGCAUCGAGGAUGCUAAAUCAGGACCUGCCGAGGAGAAGGAUGACGAAGAUGACUUUGAUGACGGUUGGGAUGAACUUGGGAUUUCGUCCAACGACAAGAUGAGUCCUGAGGAACUCGCGCGCGCAGAGAAGGGCCAUAUCCUCUUACGAAUGUGUAGCAUGCUGCACAAGCGGGUAGCGAAAGACUUACUCAAAACCUCUCACCCGCCGUCCGUCGACAACGCGCUCCUCGACUCCCUCCCCGGGCUAUCCGCCUACCUCCUCUCCUCCGCCGACGACUUCAUUAUGUCUCUUGAAGCGCCGCAGGAUAUCAGCCAGGUCACGGAAUGCCUCGACGGACUGGUCGAGCAGAUCCACGACCUGCAGACUACCCUCGCACCCUUCUUCCCUGACGCGCCACCCUCGCCUAACACGCCACCGUCGUCUGAGUCAAAACCAGACAACGAGGCGCCCAAGGAGUCCAAACCGACCCCAUCAAAAUGGUUUGACACCUGCUUCGGCCAGAUCGACAAGGGCGCCGCCGCUCUGCGCGCCCUCUUGCCGCAGGAUAAUUGA
This is a messenger RNA of Schizophyllum commune H4-8, 1122 nucleotides long. RefSeq lists its product as uncharacterized. NCBI's taxonomy places the organism in Eukaryota, Fungi, Basidiomycota, Agaricomycetes, Agaricales, Schizophyllaceae. Gene Ontology annotation, cellular component: nucleus. Bases 1 to 1122 code for a protein of 373 amino acids. The transcript is spliced from 3 exons. The record is from RefSeq and is a predicted model, not a curated record. Gene Ontology annotation, biological process: regulation of cell cycle.